Molecule: messenger RNA, 1044 nt
Organism: Ogataea haglerorum
Lineage: Eukaryota; Fungi; Ascomycota; Pichiomycetes; Pichiales; Pichiaceae
Exons: 1
Coding region: 1-1044 (347 amino acids)
Molecular function (GO): FAD binding; D-amino-acid oxidase activity
Source: RefSeq, a predicted model, not a curated record
AUGACUAAACCAAUAGUGGUUGUUGGUGCUGGUGUUGUUGGCCUGACUUGUGCCUACCAGUUGGCCGAAGAGGGUUACAACGUCACGGUUGUUGCUAAGCACCUGCCUUCGACCUCGAUAGCAGACUCGCAGUAUACUUCCCCAUGGGCAGGUGCUCAUUUUAGACCAUUUCCGGCCAAGACACCAGAAGAGUACAGAGACUCCAAGCUUACCAGAUCGACAUAUGAGGCUUUUAAGGAGCUCGCUGCAGACUUCCCUGAAAGCUCGAUCCGCUUCAUGCCAGGAACAGAUUUUAUAGAACGUCACGAUCCGCUCUACGAAAAUAUCAGCGCAGGAUAUGCCGAAGGCAUUGAAAACUUCACGGUUCUCCCGAAGUCGGCCCUGCCUAAGGGAGUCAAGUUUGGCGCCACGUAUGAUGCGUGGUGCAUGAAUUCUCCAAUGUACAUCCAGUUCCUAGAGCGUAGACUGGACAUGUACUACAAUGUGAAAUUCGUGCAAGAAAGCCUUGGUUCUCUAAAACAAGUUGCGGAGUUGUUUCCAGGUGCCACCAUUGUGAACUGUUCAGGACGAGGUUUAACGUAUUAUGGGGGUUAUGAUCCAGCCACCUAUCCGAUCAGAGGCCAAACGCUAUUGGUGAAAAGCCCAAAGGACUGCCCUUACAACCGUGAAACGGUGACCUAUCAACUAGAAGAUGGUUCUUUUUGCUUUGUCAUUCCUCGUCCAUUGGACGGGGGUGUGAUCUUGGGAGGUACAAAACAGGUCGGAGAUCUGUAUCCACAGGUUAGAAGUGCAGACACCGAAAAGCUGAUUGCUAACGGCAAAAAAAGGUUUCCGGAACUUCUGAUCGACGGAGAAUUCCAGAUCAAACGCAUCAACGUUGGAUUCAGACCUGCAAGACACGGAGGUGUGAGAAUCGAAAGAGAAGUGGUCGACGGCACUGAGCUCGUCCACUGUUAUGGUUUUGGCGGAUCCGGCUACGAGAUGAGCUGGGGUGCUGGUCAGAAAGUUGUAGAACUAGUCAAGGCAGCUAAAUGCAAGCUUUAA